CGAAUAUUUGGACAGAUCGAUUCGCCGCCAUCCUCACCUCGCGACUGUAAAGAGUGCCUGCUUCAUCACCCUCCGGCGCUUAUGUAUCGGAUUAUCAGCAGGCCGCCUCCUCGCGAUGAUUGCUCCGAGGACAAUGCACCCCAGGAUAAUGCGGGGAAUCACCCAGACGAGGCUGGAGGCGAGGCAGAGGAGGAAGCGCCCUCCGUACCCGAGGACUCUGUCGAUGAGCGAGAGUCAUCAGUGCUGAGCGACCUCUCUGCGGCGGACUCAAAUACUCCUCAAUCAGCGAGUGCCUUGGAGAAACAGUCGCCGACACAAUCUCUGCACUCUCUUUCUGCGUCAGCCAAUGACAACAUUGCAGCGGCCUCGUCUUCGCCCACGACAAACAGGUCCAGCAAGCCGUGGUCCCCAGACAGGCGAAAUGCGGACGGGAUGCACGAAUGCCCGGUCUGCACUAAAGGCUUUCAAAGGCCCAGUGGCCUCGCCACGCACAUGAACAUCCACAACAAAAUCAAACCGUACGAUUGCGGCUUCAACGGCUGUGACGCGACGUUUGCAGCGCGCUCGAAUGCGCGACGUCACCGCCACAGGCAUGGCUCGGACUUUGUGCGCGCGAUGGACGCGAAAGAGCACGCGGAGCCUAAUCCGAAGGAGCCCACAUUUGUAGAACCGAUUGUGGCAGAUCCGGAACCGAACAUAUUGGCUGGCGCCAGCACAUCGCGAGCGUCAAGUUCCGCGACGGAGACCGUGCGCUGGAUGCCGGUGAACCUCCCCAAGAGGCAUCACCGGCCGCCAAAGGCGCGCGCAGGACGGCGCGUGGACGAGGCUUGACUGAGCUUGCGGCACGCUGUUCGCGGCAUCUGGCGAGUGUACGGUGACACGACAUAUUUCCAGACGGGCAGAUAUACUCGACGAAAAGUAGGUACUACAUAUACGCGACGCGAAUGGACUAGGACGAUGCGCUCUGUAGCUGUACCACGAUUCAUACCAUAACAGUGUCCACAUACCAUACAGAAUACACGAUACCACUCGUACGCGAGACGUCUUACACACU
Molecule: messenger RNA, 1054 nt
Organism: Schizophyllum commune H4-8
Lineage: Eukaryota; Fungi; Basidiomycota; Agaricomycetes; Agaricales; Schizophyllaceae
Exons: 4
Coding region: 433-831 (132 amino acids)
Biological process (GO): regulation of transcription by RNA polymerase II
Cellular component (GO): nucleus
Molecular function (GO): DNA-binding transcription factor activity, RNA polymerase II-specific; sequence-specific DNA binding
Source: RefSeq, a predicted model, not a curated record